Adineta steineri is the source of this 702-nucleotide messenger RNA. The record is from the annotation of a GenBank genome assembly. Lineage: Eukaryota; Metazoa; Rotifera; Eurotatoria; Adinetida; Adinetidae.
AUGACAACAUCAACAAUUAUCAAUUUACAAAUAAAUAAUAAUAAUCAAUCUAAAAUUCAAGGUGAUAAACAAGAUUGUUUGAAUAAAAUACCAUCGUCAAUGAUUGCUCAGAUUGAAUUUCCAAAUCAACAACCACAACAACAAUCUAAUGAUGAUAAAUUACUAUUAAAAAAUGCUUGGGGUACAUAUUUUUAUAAGGCUGAUAAACAACGUGAUUGGAAACAGAAUGUCAUCUAUAUAACAUCAAUCAAUUAUGUUGAAGAUUUUUGGUCAUUUUAUACACAUACAUAUGGUCUAAGAGACCUUUCAAAUGGAUCUGAUUAUAUGCUUUUUAAAUCUGGUUGUCUUCCAAUGUGGGAAGAUGUAUCAUCACGUGGCGGUGGUAAAUGGGUUAUAACAAUUGAUCCAAAACGACGUAAACAUGAUCUAGAUAGCUAUUGGCUUCAUCUAAUGUUAUUACUUAUUGGUGAUCUAUUUGGUACUGAUCUAAGUAUAUAUAUCAAUGGUGCUGUUGUUUCAUUACGUGUCAAAGGUGAUCGAUUAGCUUUAUGGUUAAAAAAGAUUGAUGAUCUAAAUUUAAUUAAAACAAUUGGAAUAAAAUUAAAAGAUCUAUUAAAUAUUUCAUCGAAUAAUCAAAUUAUUUAUGAAUACCAUGAACCAAAAUUUGAUGAAUAUAAUAAUGAAAUUCGUCUUAUUAUUUAA